CGGUAGAGAUUUGGUCUGGAACCUUUUCUUUCCUCCACUUGUCGUGGCUUCGCCUCCUUUCUGUCGCGACCAUGAAGCUUUGGGCCGGACUGUGAGCUGUGAUCCCGCUGAGCCGUCGGACCGGAGGACCGAGAGAUCGUUUCCCACAUCUGUUGGAGGGUAGCGCCAGCCCUUUGUCUACAAUGUCCUCCAGAGGUAAGAAUGACCUGUGCCGAAUAUGUGGCGGAGCUCUGCAGGGAAACCAGCGGCGAUGGCUGUUUGGGGGCCAGAAUAGGAAGAGCAGCCACCUUCAGACCCCAACAGAGUCCCUGAGGGGAGGAAGCCGGUCUCAGUCCUUGCAGAGCAGCCCCUGGGGCAGCACAUUAUCUCUGGGCUCCUCAGGCUCUCUCUCCAAGUCCCAGUUAUCUGUGAAUUCGCCGUCCAAAAGCGUGGACGUGCUCGCGGUGUUGACCCACAUCCUGGGCCAGUCUGUACCACGAGGCAGCGGGCAGGGCGAGUUUGUUUGUGGCAAAUGCGUGAGCGCCCUCGAGCGGGUGUUUAAGUUCGACUCGGUGAUAGCCAGGGUGAGGGUGCUUUCGUCUGAGCGGCUUCAGAAGCUGAUGCAGGAGAGGGACAAGAUCAGGCAGUGGGUGCGCCAAAACUACCGGCAGAGACACUCGCGGGACGCUCAGAACCGGGGCAGCACCAGCGAGGAGGACGGCGACGCUGAGAAGGAGGGCUACAGGGAGAUGCUCAAAGAGAACAUGGCGCUCUCAGAGUAUGAAUGCUGGUCUGAGAAGUGGGACACGUGUCCGUACUUUGUCAGAACGGGUAAAAGAUGCAGAAAGGGCAAAGGAUGUGAAGGCUGCGACUCCUUACGGGUGUCCGACUCUGACUAUGAGUCCGUGUGUGGGGUUCCUCGUCGCUUGCCUUUCCAACCUUUCUCCCCGUUGGCGCUGUCUCGGGACAAAUCCCGGAGCAUGCCCCUGCACUGGCACGGGGUGCCGUCCCUCGGCUCCAGCCCGGCUUCUCUGGCAGGGUCCAGUCUCUCCCUGCGAGCGCCUUCCCGCACCGAGUCCAUCCAGUCUCUGGACUCUCUUGAUGGAAAUGACCCUUUCGACUCACUGGGGGAUCAGUCGGUCAGCUUUGUGCUGAAGGAGCUGAGGAGUAUUGAAGGGAAGCCGGUCAGUUCGCCAUCAGGGAGCAGGAUCCCAGUUCUGGGGAGGAGGGAUGGGAAGCACACCGGAAAAGCUGGAGAGGCGGCGUCACCCACAGUGAACAGGGAGCUGAACUUUGGGGACACCGAGAACGGAGGGCAUGAGGUGGACGAAGAGGACGGGGAUGUGCUGACAGAGCUGAGAGACGAGUUCAUGCCGCUCCAUCGAGAGAACACGACUGCCAGAGUUCACCAUGCCAUCAGGCACCUGCGAAGUCAACUCGACCAAGCUACCUCCCGCGUCAGGACCCUGGAGGCUGAGCUGAAACAUGGGAAGAGCAGACCAGCUGAGGUCAAUGGAUCAGAGGACUGGACUCCUCUCAUCCAGGAGGAGGGUGGCAGCUCCCUGCUGCAGAGCCUCGGCCGCUCCCUGCACAGCCGGGAGCGCCUGGUCCAGGAGUGCAUGGGUCUGAUCAGGAGGCUGUGUGUGGAGGACGGAGCAGGCGCUGAGCUGGCCAACAAGCUGACUGACACACUGACCGAGACGCUGAAGGAACUUCUGUCUGAGAACAAGGUUGCCCUGGAGACUUUGAAAUCCGAAUGGACAGAGAAGGAAAAGGGCACGGAGAAAGAGAUGGAGGCACUGAGGAAGGCUGGACGAGACCGAGAGAGAGACCUCAACACGCUGAACACUGUGCUGCAGUGCAACCAGGACAUCAUCAACGACCUGCGGGUGGCUCUGGGGGAGAAGGAGCUCCUGCUGAAGGAGGUGGAGAAGGAGCGUGAGGUGUGGAGGCAGCGGGACGGAGCCCUCGCUGCUGUCCUGCAGGAGAAGGAGGCUCUGAUCCACAGCUUCAGAGAGCAGCUGGAGGUCUGUCACAAGGAGGCUCCCUCCAGCUCUGACGGCGGGCAGCGCUCUGCUGAGCUGGCAGCCCUGUUGGAGGACUGGGAGGGGAACGGCGCCAUCUUGUGUCAGGAGGUGGCCAAGCUCACCACAGCCCUGCAGGAAUACCAGGACAUGGUGCAGAGUCAGCAGAAGAGUCACAGCCAGACGGUGUCUUCUCUGACCGAGCAACUCCGAGACACUCGGCAGGAGCUGAGGCAGAAGGAGAAGGAGAAGAAGGAGGCUGACCGAGCCGAACAGAGCAGCAGAGAGGACCGGGAGCGAGAGGAGAGGAUGCUGAGGGAGCGCCUGGACAGGAGGGACAAGCUCAUAGAGCAGAUCCUGCUGGACGCCGAGGAGCGGGACCACGUGUUCAGAGAGCUGCAGCAGAACCUGCAGAACAAGCGUGAACCGGUCACGGCCAUCAAACACACACUGUGACGGAGCAGGAGAGCUGGACCGACCCGAUCAGAACUCACUGCACAGAGACGGAGAAAUACUUUUCACUUUCUGCUCCACUGCUGGCCUCGUUAGCAUAUUUAUGGUGGUGCACGAUGAGUCUAUUUAUAUCCAUCUGUCCACAUUCAGGAGGUUUGUGUCUGCAGCCGGCCCAGUUCGGCCCAACACUCCACCGUUACUGCUCUUCUCUGCUUGUGUUCAGCCUGAUGUCAGGUCUGGAUGGUUAAUACUUGAUCUACAAGUCACUGGAUUACUGUAUUUGGUUAGUGCUGAAUGUGACGGGUCUGAUGGUGGCGCUGAGGGAACAUUCAUGUCCUUCAGAGCAGGAGCGGGUACAACAUGUUUUAAUUAGAGUUUUGCUUCAUAUGAUUCAUGAACCUCUGUGUGUGGUGUCCUGAGUCUUCUCAAUAGAGAAGCAGAGCUGGCUGAGCGUUCACACAGAGGACAACUCACUGCUUCCACUGUCUGCUUUUUACGUCUUUUUUCUUUUUUGUGCUCGAUUAUCUUCACUUCUUGUUUUGUGAUUCUGGGACUUGCUGCUGGAGACAUUUUCUUUCUUUUAACGCAAGAGAAUUAAACAGUCUGAUCCAAACCA
This is a messenger RNA of Stegastes partitus (bicolor damselfish), 3072 nucleotides long. Its product is annotated as golgin IMH1. NCBI's taxonomy places the organism in Eukaryota, Metazoa, Chordata, Actinopteri, Pomacentridae. Gene Ontology annotation, molecular function: molecular adaptor activity. Bases 183 to 2459 code for a protein of 758 amino acids. Gene Ontology annotation, biological process: centrosome cycle; regulation of Golgi organization; positive regulation of microtubule nucleation. The transcript has 11 exons. Gene Ontology annotation, cellular component: Golgi apparatus; centrosome. The record is from RefSeq and is a predicted model, not a curated record.